AUGCCGGCUCGCUCACUUGCGAGGCUCACGUGCCUCUCCAUAGCCAGCACGCCCGCCCACGCCGCACCGAGGCCUGCCUCCACGCAGCCCAGGUGCAGCCUCCUCAACGCCGUCGCCGCGCAGCCCACUCGCUGCCUCCAUGCCGUUGCCGCCACGCGCAGCACCUGUGAGGUAUCCUCACCGUCAUCUCGCUCGUGCACCACCACCAAGAGGCCUCCGACCAGAUGCAUGCACGGGGACGAUAGAUCGGGCUGGGAAGACACCGGAUCCGCCCGCAUCUGGGCUGGAUUCGCGCCGCCGGAACCCACCUCCGCCGCCCACACAGGUGCCCUAUGGGAGAGAGGGAGGGGGGAAGAACGCCCAGCCGCCACCAUCCUUGCCCUCCGCCGGACACCGGCAUCGAGCUCCGGCGGCGGCCAGGGGAGGCGCGAGGGAGGGAGCCGGCCGGCGGCGGAGAAAAGGCGCCGCCCGAGUCGCCCCUUGGAAGAGAGCGACGCGGGGGCCUGUUACUACAGCGUUGAAGAUACUGAUGGUUCUAGGCCUGGGCGUCUAUACCUUCCUCAUCUGAGAGACUAUCUUUUGACCCGGCCACAUGACCGGCCGUUUCCUCGCAGCUGCAAGCCAUGGUUGGUCGCCAGCAGUCCGCAGGGAUGGCAAAGCACCCUGCACCCGUGGACCCUUGGCCUAUACAAUUGCACCCUACAGUUCGUCCCCUUUUGCUACUUCUCGGAAGAAAUGGAACAUGCCACACAGUUUUGGGCACCUUCCCUGCUCCCAAGCCUGUCGCUUGCGGCGAAUUCCGGCGAGCAUACGCAAGCACGCAAUCAUCAUUCCACUAAACGCGGUCACUUUUGUCAUGCCGCCAUGCAUGGAUCAAUCCUGGAAAUAUUUUAG
Miscanthus lutarioriparius is the source of this 894-nucleotide messenger RNA. The record is from the annotation of a GenBank genome assembly. NCBI's taxonomy places the organism in Eukaryota, Viridiplantae, Streptophyta, Magnoliopsida, Poales, Poaceae.